UAAAAAGGAGGAACCUGGCUUCAGAGAGCCAGAAAAGAGCUGGGUAGCUGACAGAGGAAGCCCAAGGAUGGCAGCAACCAGGGCCCUGCCUGCUGGUUUUGGAGAACUCGAGGUACUGGCUGUAGGAACAGUCCUGCUGAUGGAAGCGCUCUCUGGCAUCAGCCUCAAUGGCCUGACCAUCUUCUCUUUCUGCAAGACUCCAGAUCUGCGGACUCCCAUCAACCUGCUGGUACUGAGCCUGGCCCUGGCAGACACUGGGAUCAGCCUGAAUGCCCUUGUUGCAGCUGUGUCAAGCCUCCUCCGGCGCUGGCCACAUGGUUCAGAGGGCUGCCAGGUUCAUGGUUUCCAGGGAUUUGCAACAGCACUGGCCAGCAUCUGUGGCAGUGCAGCCAUUGCCUGGGGACGCUAUCACCACUACUGCACCCGCAGACAGUUGGCAUGGGACACGGCCAUCCCUCUGGUGCUGUUUGUGUGGCUAUCGUCUGCCUUCUGGGCAUCCCUUCCCCUGAUGGGCUGGGGCCACUAUGACUAUGAGCCUGUGGGAACAUGCUGUACACUGGACUAUUCGAAGGGUGACAGAAACUUCAUCAGUUUUCUCUUCGCCAUGUCCUUUUUCAACUUCCUUGUACCCCUGUUCAUCACACACACUUCAUACCGGUUCAUGGAGCAGAAAUUCUCCAGGAGUGGUCACCUCCAGGUGAAUACUACUCUUCCAAGCAGGAUGCUACUGCUGGGCUGGGGCCCCUAUGCCCUCCUGUACUUUUAUGCAGCCAUCGCAGAUGUGAGCUUCAUCUCUCCCAAACUACAGAUGGUGCCUGCCCUCAUUGCCAAAACCAUGCCCACAGUCAACGCCAUCAACUAUGCAUUGCACAGCGAGAUGGUCUGUAGAGGAACCUGGCAAUGCCUGUCUCCACAAAAGAGCAAGAAGGACCGAACCCAGUGAAACUCUUCAAGGGGCUGAUCACUGUCAAGCCUACCUCUUCAAGCCUGGGCUAAGUAUACCCCAGGACAGGAAGAUGCUGCUGCACACUUCCCAACAGUCCCAGAAGCCCUGGCAGACACUUACCUACCAACCCUAAGAUCCCUGUUGAGUCUAACCUUAGGCUGGACCCAAGAAUUCAGAUACUAGGUUCAAUGAAAGGAGUGCUCGUCACAGCCCUCUACACACAGUCUAAGGGGCCAUGGGAAAGUAAUUCUCUCCAACCCCAUCUAUCUAAACCCUAGAUGACAUGUGGACUAACAACGGUAUGGUUGAACAAGCUAACAUGUACUCAGUAAGCACAGAAAAUGCUCACUGAAACAUAUGAGCCUUGACCAUGUUCCACAUGAACCCAGCCUACAAUAAAAGGACAAAGCCCUGUUACAAAAUCCUGUAAAAGGAUUUGUUUUUGGAAGGCAUCUAAGGCUAUAGUCUUUCAAACAGCAUGUACUAAAUUGUAAUGGCACCAGUGACUUAUUCUGCCCCUUGCUCUGUGUCCCUUAUUGUAAGACACAGUGACAGAAAUCAUGAUUUGACCAUACAGUUGGACCAGGACAUGCAGCUUAAGUGCUUCCUGAGGCAUCCACAAGCACCAGCAUUCAAAGUGAGUCCUUGGUUAUAUGAGAGUUGAAUUAAAGAUUGCUUUUAAAUGUUUUAAAAUUCAUUGCCAGUAUUUAAAAAUUAAAGCAAUUAUUAUUAACGCUCCAUAUGUCAGAAGAUGUGGAGCCACAACUCGGUUUCCUUUUCACAGUGACAGUCUCCAGAGCUCAGUGCGACUGUGCCCUUUGCCCAGGUUCAUAUAUGGUCCUAUUUAGCUCACGUGUUCCCCUCAGAGCCCAUGUGCCUCUAGGUUGGAGACACUAAUGGGAGCCCCCAGUUACCUUUAGAUGUACAUCUUCGUCUUCUGUAGAGUGAACAAUAUAGCAUCAAGAUAUAACGGGUGCCUAGUCCUGGGUGAGACUUGCUGUCCUAGAAAAAUAGAGAUGAAUAUUGUAGAGUAAAUGAGACUAAUGGAGACCAUAUUGAAAGUCUAAUGGUGGAAGGGGCAGAUGUCCCAGGCACUGUGAGAGACAGAAGGCACAUCCUAUGAAGCCAAGAGCCUGAACAGGCAAGUUCCUGGGGGUGAGGGGAGGGUGGUGAUGAGAACAACUUGUAGAGUUGGGUUUGCCUCCUGAUUUUCCAGAUGCAGAAAAUCAGGUUAUAUAUACAUAAAAACCCAGAUGAAGCUUG
Molecule: messenger RNA, 2209 nt
Organism: Arvicanthis niloticus (Nile rat)
Lineage: Eukaryota; Metazoa; Chordata; Mammalia; Rodentia; Muridae
Gene: Rgr
Product: retinal G protein coupled receptor
Biological process (GO): visual perception; G protein-coupled receptor signaling pathway; phototransduction
Cellular component (GO): membrane
Molecular function (GO): G protein-coupled receptor activity
Source: RefSeq, a predicted model, not a curated record